GGGAUUCCUUCAAUUAUCUACGUCAACUAGAGAAACAUAAUCUUAAUACAAAAUGAAUAAAAAAGUUCUAUCUGUCAGCUAAAUGCCUUAAUAAAAAUAAAGAAAAAUGAAAAUAAGAGAAAUUACCAUGAUAGGUACGUUGCCUUUAACAGGUGGCAGACCUACUGAAAAUAUUAAAAUUUACCGUAAUUUGACAAUGAACAUAAUAUGCAGUAUGAAAAUUAUUGUUCUAAUAAUGUAGUGAAUGCAUUAAUAAUUAUCGCACACAAAUUACGUAAAAGCCUAAAAUCUUAUAGCUAUUGCUAACAAAAGUUAAAUUAUUCCAUGUUGAAAUAAUGGAAAAAAAAAACAACCACAAUAUUUUUUUUUUUGUUUUCCCAAGAACAAUAACUUUAAUCAAUAAUAGGUAUAAGUAGAUAUUGUGGCUUUAAGUGCUAAAAUUGUAUUUAAAGCAGAUAAUUAAGAUAUAAAUUCGAGCCAUUUUGCGUUAGUGCGUUAGUAAAAAACCAAACUCGACAGAAGCAGACGCUAUGAAAAUAUUUGCCUUGAUAUUUAUUCUAACCGUUAUUCCCUCUUUGGGCAAAGAGUACGACUUUAAACUUGUUCACCAAUGGAAACAAAUAGAGUACAAAUUCAACAGCGAAGAAGAGCGUUUAGAAGCAAUACAAAAUGGUACAUUUAAUAUUGGAAACAUCCAGCCUAUCGAUGCCCAAUACACAUUUAAUCAAUAUACUGGCGAGGAAAGAAUUUUCGUAACAGCACCAAGAUUAAGAAAAAUGGGCGUACCAGCUGCCCUUGGUGUGAUUAUAAAUGAAACCAGAGAUGGAAAUCCGGUUAUUGAACCAUAUCCUUCUUGGUCUUGGCACGUUGAUCCAAAAAAAUGCAAUAAUCAUAGGAUAGUGUCAGUGUUUAGAAUAUGGUGGGACGGAUGUGACAGACUUUGGGUAUCAGACACUGGAGUUAUAGGAAGCGAUUUCAUAUGUCCACCACAAAUUUUGGCUUUCGAUUUGCAAACGGAUAAACUUCUUCACAAAUAUGAAAUCCCUUACGAGCAACAUGGAAAUAUUUCCUGGUUCCUUUCGCCAGAGGCUGAAGUUGAAUCAUACGACAACGAAUGCGAAAAUACUUGGGUGUAUAUAGCAGAUUCAAAUGGUUUCAAAUUGUUAGUAUACAGUCUCAAACAAAAUACAUCGUGGAGUAUACAAGACAAAAGUUUCGAACCAGAUCCAAAAUAUGAAAACUACACUAUAGGAGGCGAUUCUUUUAGCUAUGCUGAUGGAAUAAUAAGUGUUGCACUUUCACCCGCAUCAGACGGUCCAGAAGAUAGAAAACUAUAUUAUCAUGCCAUGUCAAAUAUCAAAGAAUCUUGGGUUUUUGUUAAAGAUCUUAAAAAUCGGGAUAAUUUUGAAAUUCUUUAUGGAGCACCUCAACUCUUUCAUACCUACAAAGGUACAAGAGACCAACAAUCAAUAACAGAAGCCAUAGACCAGUAUGGAUACAUUUAUUUUUCACUUUUGAUUGAUGUCUUGUUAGCAAAAUGGGACCCAAAUACUUCAUAUAGAAAAGAAAAUUGGGAAAUUAUUAAUGAUGAUUAUGAAAGAAUGCAGUUUCCGAGUGGAUUGAAAAUAUUGCCUCAUAAAGAGAAUAAACGCAAAGAAGUUCUUUGGGUUUUUUCAGUGGCCUAUCAAAGAUUUGAAGCUGGAACAUUAUUUGGGAAUCGAACCAACUUUAGAUUGUUUGCUGCAGAUUUAUAAAUUACUAAACACAUUUCAUGAAUUAGAUUUUGAUAGAUAAAGACUUCACCUACUAAAUAGGGAAUUUCUUCGUCAUCGUCGAAUAAGGCUAUUUCAUCGCAGGCAUCUUCAAGAAUCUUGAGAUCAUUCUAGAUAUAAAAACUAAUAUUAUUUUAUAUUUUAUGUAAAAUGGAAAAUUAAAAAUUUUGAAAAAAAGCCUCUAAGAAUUGUGAAAUUUCCACUUUGUCCUGUUACUGCAGCCACCAAACCGAGGUAGCUACAUAUCAAAUAAAAAGUUAUUAGAUGUGACUAAUGAGAGAUAGUUUAAAAUUAUCUUUAAUUAAAAUUUUGUAGUGAAUAAUGUAAAUGGUGAAACUGCUGAACCUUGCAUUUUUUCAUGUAUGUGAACCGACAGGUGACCUGCAUCCUGAGAAAAUGGAUACAGUUGAAAACAAUAGUUAUUUAAACAACAAGUUUUGAAAACGACUUUUUUCGCACGGCGAGACAGUUUGUUGGACCGAGCCUUAGGCGAGUUCCACAAGUCGAGCAAGUGUGAAAAAAGGUUUUCAAACAAGUUUUUUACAAUGCUUUUCCUACAACUGCAAAAUAAAACAACCAAAUAUGUAAUUUAUAUAGUUUAUGCUUGUUAUUUGCAGACGAUAUUAAAUUUUGGAAAACUAUUGAAAGAAGAUUUAGAUCGUGUGACAGAAUGGUGCGUCUCAAACAAAUUAUUUUUGAAUGUAAAGAAAUGUUGCUUUAUAAGUUUCACAAGGAAACCAAACAGAAUCGGAACAGAUUAUACAAUAGAAGGUCAACAACUUAAGUAUGUAUCAUCCGUUGAGGAUCUAGGCGUUAUAUUCGAUGAGAAAUUGUCAUUUGUUGAACAUGUUAUCUCAAUAAGUAAAAGGGGGUCAAAAAUGUUAGGUUUUAUUAAUAGAAACUGCAGGUAUUUUUCUGUUGAAUCAGUGAGGCUUGUUUACUGCUCUUUAGUGCGGUCAGUGCUAGAGUAUGGUUCAGUUGUGUGGUCUCCCUUUUUUCAUGUUCACUCUGCAUUAUUGGAAAGAGUGCAACAUAAAUUUUUGAGAAUAUGUGCUUUUAGGUAUAAGUUUCCUACAAUCAUUGACCAUGACUACAAUAAUAUUGAGCGUCAACUUUCCCUAAGUCCUUUAGGAAAUCGCCGUGAUGUGUUUGGUGCUGUUUUUAUUUAUAAAAUUGUAAAUGGCUUGAUUGACAGCCCAGAUCUCUUGAAUUAUGUAGGCUUAAAUGUACCAUAUUAUCAGGGUCUACGCAACAAUAAUGUGUUCCAUAUUCCUUUCCAUAGGACAACAUAUGGGGUUAACAGCCUUUUACAUAGGUAUAUGUCUUUAAUUAAUUGUCAUGAUAUUGAUGUCUUCAAUGUAUCGAUAGGGAUUUUUAAAAGGGCAGUUUUGUUAUGAAAAUAAUGGUGUGGAGCAGUAUUACUUUAAUUAAUUUUGUUUUUGUUGAUUGAUGGUUAAUCUAUUUUAUUUUUGUUUUUUUUUUCUCCUUAAGUAUGUAUAUAUAUUUUUUUUUCUUUUCUGGGUAGCUUAGAUUGUUUUUCGUUAAGUUUAAAUUUUGUUGUUUCUUGUUUUUCUUUUAGUGUUAACACUUACUUGCUGCAGGUUUUAUAAUGUAUAUACCUAACCAAUUUAUUAUUGUUUGUUGUAAUUUUGCUGUUAAUGGGGCUAUCCCGUAUAAUAAAUAAAUAAAUAAAUAAAUAAUUUUCAUUUGUUAGAAAACUUGAAGCGUGUGAAAUUUUUUUUCGCAUGCUGAGGAGCCUGUGAAAAACUUUUUCGCAAGCUAAAAUGCGUGGAAAAAACUUUUUCGCAUGCUGUGCGAAAAACUCUAAUUUCAAAGGUUGCCUAGCGUGCGAAAAACUCCAUUUUCAGAAGCAGUCCUAGGAAAAAGUAAUUUUUAUGUCAAUUUGUUACCUAACAAAUGCGAAAAGUGAUACUUUACCGCAUGCAACAACGCAAAGCAGCAUUAGGGCAAGCCAUUAAGGGCAGUAAAUGUACUUUCUGCAUGUGUUAAGUACAAAAUUUUACAUAUAAUGAGCAUCUACAUCUCCAAAAGGCAAUAUUGAAAUUUUUGGGAUUUUUGGUUAUAAAUAGAGGUCUACUUUACCACACACUAUGCGCAGGGCCGAUCCUAGCAGGUGUGCAGCUCGUGCCCCGCACGCGGGAGGCCAAAUCUAAGGACGGCCGCAGGCCGCCUAUAAUUCUGUCAUUUAAGAUUCGAGUAAAACUUUUAACGAAUUUCGCAAAAUAAGCUGAACUUUAAAAAACCCCUGAAAAAUGAGAAUAAACCCCGAU
Ceutorhynchus assimilis (cabbage seed weevil) is the source of this 4063-nucleotide messenger RNA. NCBI's taxonomy places the organism in Eukaryota, Metazoa, Arthropoda, Insecta, Coleoptera, Curculionidae. The record is from the annotation of a GenBank genome assembly.